AUCUGGGGACUAUGUUGCUAGGGAUUUUAAAGUUUUGGAUAUUGUGACACCUGAUGAUGAAGAUGAAGAUUUUAAAGAAGCUGCUAAGACUAUAAUACACCAUUCUCAAGAGAAUGCCAUGAAAAAUGAGAUUUCAGCUCCUUAUGAGCUUCCACACUUCCCUAUCGAAGUUCAUGAAACAAGGAAAGCUAUUCAGAAAAAAUUAUGUACCAGGGUGCAAAAAGAAUUGGAAGAGAAGAAAAGCAUUCUUGGUACCGAACCCGAUGAAGACUUCAUAUCUCAGCUGAAUGAAUUUGAUUAUGUUCCUCAUUACCAAAGAGUUGCUGUGAGUGGAGAGGAUACAUCUGGUGUUCCACUGGAAGAUCUUCGACAAGCUUCACAACUUAUACAUGAAGCUCUUAAACUGCGGCAGCAAUACAUGUUUUAUGCCAAACAAUCAUUUCCAACAGUAACUGCUCGUUUCCUGAAACCACAUGCUCCUGAACAGAUCUGCACGCCCAAUGAAUUAUUAUAUGAUGUAAGUUUUACUGAAAAAGAUCCAUGGAAACGAGAUUUUCCAGAAGAUCUAAAUUAUGUUCUUAACACUGAAGAUGGUGUGAUCCAGGUGUAUAGAACAAAAGAAGAUGUGGAAGAUGGCCGUCGUCUGGAUUAUCCAUUCCCAUCUUUAACCACUUUUGUUGCUGACAUGAAUUUUAUCUGUGCAAUGAUAACAGAUGGACCUCUAAAAUCUUUCUGCUACAGACGUUUGAGUUACUUAUAUUUAAAAUAUCAACUUCAUGUUUUACUUAAUGAAAUGACAGAACUUACAGCACAAAAAGCAGUUCCGCAUAGAGACUUUUAUAACAUAAGAAAGGUUGAUACUCAUGUACAUGCUGCAUCUUGCAUGAAUCAGAAACAUCUUUUGCGAUUCAUCAAAAGAACAAUGAAAAAGUGUGCAAAUGAAACAGUUUGCUUAUCUAAUGGAAAACCACUGACACUGCAGGAGGUUUUUGAUUCUCUGAAUUUGACAGCAUAUGAUUUGAGUGUUGAUGUAUUAGAUGUCCAUGCCGAUCGAAAUACUUUUCAUAGGUUUGAUAAAUUUAAUGCAAAAUACAAUCCAAUUGGUGAAAGUAGACUUCGCGAAAUUUUCUUGAAAACGGAUAAUUUUGUGGAAGGAAAGUAUUUUGCUCAUAUAUUAAAGGAAGUGAUGAGUGAUUUGGAAGAAAGCAAGUACCAAAAUGCUGAAUUACGUCUUUCUAUAUAUGGCCGAAAACGAGAUGAGUGGGAUCGACUAGCUCAGUGGGCUGUCAAACAUAAUGUAUUUUCAAAUAAUAAUCGAUGGGUUAUUCAAAUUCCUCGUCUUUACGAUGUUUACAAAUCUAACAAUUUAGUUUCAAAUUUUCAAGAAAUACUUGAAAAUAUCUUCAUGCCUCUCUUUGAAGUGACCAACAACCCAAGUAGUCAUCCUGAGCUUUACAUGUUUUUAAAAUAUGUAACUGGAUUUGAUUCAGUUGAUGAUGAAUCAAAACCUGAAAAUCCAAUGUUUGAUAAAGAUGUAACUCUUCCUGCUCAGUGGAAAGAAGAAGAGAAUCCACCGUACAACUAUUAUUUAUAUUAUAUGUAUGCUAACAUGUGUGUUCUCAAUUGUUUCCGAAGGGAAAGAAAAAUGAACAUUUUUGUAUUACGGCCACAUUGUGGAGAAGCUGGCCCUGUUCAGCAUUUAGUUGGUGGAUUUCUUCUUAGUGAAAACAUAUCCCAUGGACUAUUGCUGAGAAAGGUACCUGUGUUGCAGUAUUUGUAUUACCUAUCACAAAUUGGUAUAGCUAUGUCUCCACUUAGUAAUAAUUCUUUGUUUCUGAACUAUCAUCGAAAUCCUCUUCCAGAUUAUCUUAGUAGAGGAUUAUGUAUAUCGUUAUCUACAGAUGAUCCUCUGCAGUUCCAUUUUACUAAAGAACCCCUAAUGGAAGAAUAUAGUAUUGCAGCACAAGUUUGGAAACUGAGUAGUUGUGAUAUGUGUGAACUAGCCCGAAAUAGUGUACUCAUGAGUGGAUUCCCACUUUCAGUAAAAAAGCACUGGCUUGGACAAAACUGCAUGAAAGAAGGUAUAGCUGGCAAUGACAUAACACGCACAAAUGUCCCUGACAUUCGAGUGGCAUAUCGAUCCGAAACUUUGAUUGAAGAACUCUCAACUAUAUUUAGUGCUCUUAAUACAAGCACUGAAGGGUCAGCUCCAGUUACACCUCUCAAAUAGAAAUUAUUAUGGAAAGAUGUGUCUAAAAAAAGAGUCCUUAUUUUUUUUAUUAAAGACAUUAUUUUGAAUUAAUUCUUAAAUAAGAAUCCAUGAAUCAUAAUUGCUGAAAUUUUAUUGAGUAUGGAUUUUUUUUGCAGCUGCAAAAAUUUAUUUGAGGCUUAGAUACAAUCUAAAGAUGUAGAUUGAAAAGUUUAUUUUGCUGCAAGGACUAUAUAUUUAAAAUGUAUUUGAGUAUAUUGAAUUUCAAGAAAUGUAAUUUUCUUGUAAUAUUUAUGUUAAUUCACAAUCAUACUUAAUUUUACUUUAU
Stegodyphus dumicola is the source of this 2537-nucleotide messenger RNA. Its product is annotated as AMP deaminase 2-like. Gene Ontology annotation, cellular component: cytosol. The record is from RefSeq and is a predicted model, not a curated record. NCBI's taxonomy places the organism in Eukaryota, Metazoa, Arthropoda, Arachnida, Araneae, Eresidae. Gene Ontology annotation, molecular function: AMP deaminase activity. Gene Ontology annotation, biological process: AMP metabolic process; IMP salvage.